AUGAUCGAUAACUCAUUGGCAGCGCUGAUGGACCUGUUGGCUCUGCUUGGACACUUGCCCCUGCUCAACCAUACCCGAACGCUGUUUCUGUCGGUGCUGGGCGGCUUUGGUAUGGGUACGAUGAAGAUGGGGGCUGAGUACGAAGGCGUCGACGUCAAACACCAUCCCACGGAAGUGGUGUACCGCAUGUGGAACCGGUUGGUGCUGGGGUCAACUGAGAAUAGUGUCUACAGUUUCUUCAAGGCUAACGCGAACGUGGUCAGUGUCAACGAAACAUGCCCGCCCCAGAUCCUCGAACAUUUAUACUUCCACCACUUGGGAGUGGGUAAUCGCAGUGAUACACCACCACCACCGCGGCCGUUUGUGUCGGUGUUAGGGUAUUGGGCUCACCUUGUCAAUCGCAUCCUGGCGUAUUGCCAAAACCUUGACCUGGCGGUAUCGUCAUCAGAUAAAGCGUGGGCUUAUACGACAAUUGAUGCGAUGUUGGAGCUCAUGGGCUCGGACGACGCUCAAGAAAUGUGCUGUUUGAUCAUGAUCCAAGAAACAAUGGUGAUGAAAUCGCUACAUCUGGCCCACACGUUCGUUCCUGAAGUUGACUACAUUUUACAGAGUAUUGCCACCACGUUGAUUCCUAAAUACCCUAAUUGGAUCACGCAUAUGCUGUGGGUCAAAAACGUUUCAAGCUUCGACAAUAACCUCUCGAAAGCAAUUGACUUUUACCUUGAGUGUCUUGAACACGGAGACAAAUGGAAAACACACGAGGUGGCGCCUCGCUUGUGUAUGGCGUUGUUGACGAUGCACCAAUUCUGGUCUGAAGACCAAACGCUGUGGUUUCACACUUACAAUCAAAUCCUGAAUAAAGCGUCGGUGUCAGCGAGUCUCUGCUACUUUUUAUACGCGACGAUGAGAACAUUGGGAUUACGGGACACACGUAUCGAGCCGACAUUUGCAUAUUUCACCAACCCACCGCUCCCUUGGCUUCGUCAAGAUGCUAAACCUCUGGUCAAGCUUUUGUGGACGAAAUCCCUCAGGCUUGCGGCGAUCACCGCUCUUGAUCUCCUCUCUAAAGUCGUCAGGCUUGAGCUUGAAUGUUUGGAGGUAUCCCAUCCAGUGUCGGACCGAUUAUACCACCAAAUCGUCGCCGCCAACAUUACAAUGGUGGCACAGGCAGUGGUACCAUUGAUUUCCGGAGGCAAAUCCACCCUCCACUAUGGGCUUGCUCGCAAAGUAUUUUGUGAAAUCACUGAUGCAAACGUCACCUGCCCUUCAUGGGUGAUUUGGCAAGCAAUAUUCGAUGCUGUCAUCAAGAUCGAUUGUCAGCCAUAUCACAAAGCAGUGACGGAACUCGUCACGGGUUGGAGCAUCAACAGUCCGAUACGGGAUCAGAUGGCCAUUUGGCUAGCCAAAAACGAAUAA
Messenger RNA from Diutina rugosa, 1416 nucleotides. RefSeq lists its product as uncharacterized. The record is from RefSeq and is a predicted model, not a curated record. The transcript has a single exon. Bases 1 to 1416 code for a protein of 471 amino acids. Lineage: Eukaryota; Fungi; Ascomycota; Pichiomycetes; Serinales; Debaryomycetaceae.